Molecule: messenger RNA, 1534 nt
Organism: Coregonus clupeaformis (lake whitefish)
Lineage: Eukaryota; Metazoa; Chordata; Actinopteri; Salmoniformes; Salmonidae
Exons: 10
Coding region: 95-1234 (379 amino acids)
Biological process (GO): D-serine catabolic process
Molecular function (GO): D-serine ammonia-lyase activity
Source: RefSeq, a predicted model, not a curated record
GGACGUGCUCUCCUUCAGCUAUGUUUGGUCAAGCAGGGACACCAUAGGAUUGAAACUGACCACAGCUGAUCAGGUGUUGAGCAGUGUGAGUGGGAUGGACGGGGACCAUAUAACCACCCUGUGUACUCCUGUCAUGGUUGUGGAUGUUGAUAUAGUGAAGAGGAAUGCUGAGAAAAUGAGAGAACGUUGGACCAAGCUAGGAGUCACACUACGACCACACAUGAAGACACACAAGACCCUUGAGUGUGGUGAUAUAAUGACAGGUGGGUCUAGGAGUUGUAUCGUCGUGUCAACACUGGCAGAAGCCAGUUUCUAUGCCGACCACGGAUAUGACGACAUCCUGUAUGCCUACUCUGUUCCCUUUGACAAGGUUGAGCGCUGUGCCGUGCUGGCAGAGCGUCUGUCUCUGUUCCAGGUGUUGUUGGACCACAGAGAUGCUCUGGAUGAGCUGAGGAAGAGCCCACUGACAGACGGAGGGGUGUGGCACGUCUGGCUCAAACUGGACUGUGACAACGGAAGAGCGGGUGUUCUGCACUCGGAGCCAGAGGCACUGCGAUUGGCCCAGGCCAUCUCUGAGUCAGAGGGGGUGGAGCUGGUGGGGGUGUACGCCCACUGUGGGAACACCUAUGGCUGCAGAGGGGCAGAGCAAAUACACGCUGUUGCCCAGGAAACAACCACCCUCGUACUGCAGUUCAUGGAGAAACUAAAGGCUGUGGGUAUCAGCUGUAAGUCCAGUAUAGGCUCCACCCCCUCCUGCAGCCAGCCAAUCAGUGACAUGGCCAAGCUCAGCGAGGUGCAUCCUGGGAACUACGUCUUCUUCGACGUGCAGCAGUCUGUGAUUGGUUCGUGCGGUCUGGAGGACGUGGCUGUCAGGGUUCUGAGCAGGGUCAUAGGUCACUCUCCUCACAGAAACCAGCUGCUCCUUGACUGUGGCUGGUCCGCUCUCAGUCUGGAUGGAGCUGGGAAACUGCCCACCGGAUACGCUGUCAUAGAGGGACAUCCUGACCUCAGGUUGUUGUCUUUGACCCAGGAGCAUGGCAGAGUCGAGCCUCUCUCAGGACAGCUGGACUACAGCCAAUAUCCCCUGGGAACACUACUGACUAUUAUACCUUACCAUAGGUCUAAUCUAGGUGUGUGUGUCCAGGCGUGUGCGACGGCCAUGAUGCAUCCCGUGUACUACAUCCACUCUGAAGGCCGGCUGAUGGGAAAGUGGACACCCACGCGCGGCUGGUGAUCAGCAGAGCAUCAUGGGAAAUGUAGUACUAUGUGGGUCCAUGGGUGUGUAGUCCUGACAAAAUCAGAGUGCGUGUUGGAGGGAAUCAGCCUGAGCUACAGAAUCACUGAUCUACAAAUCACCUUGCAGCUCAAACAAUUACUCAUUAUGUGAUCUCUUAUGUGAUCUUGGGAAAUGUCCUUCCUAUACUUUUCAUAUGUCAUCGUUAAUAUUGUGUUGUCCUGCAUUGGGGCUGUAUUGUAUAGCUGUCACUGACACUAAACCAUCUUUUACACUAAUAAAUGAACCACUUUCCUUAAA